AUGCCUGAACUCCCACCCUUUGAGCACACGCCGCUCGACAACAUCGCGUCGACAUGCGCAACACUCCGCGCCAGCUUUCUCUCACACAAAACGCGGCCACUCGAGUUCCGCAUCCAGCAGCUGCGGAAGUUAUACUGGGCCUUCAAAGACAAUGAAGCCCUCAUCACCGAAGCCUGCAAGCGUGACCUGGGCAAGUCGAGUUUCGAGACGUACCUUGUCGAGAUCUCGUGGUGCAUGAACGAUUGCGUGUGGAUGGCCAACAACCUGCCGCGCUUCGCAAAGGACGAGACGCCCACCGAUAUCCCCUUGACCAACAAGCUGAUGGGCCCGCGUAUCCGGAAGGAUCCUUUGGGCACCGCCCUCAUCAUUGGAGCGUACAACUUCCCCUUCCAGCUGUCUGUAGGGCCGCUUAUUGGUGCUAUUGCUGCAGGCUGCACUGCCGUAGUUAAGCCCUCUGAGAGCGCUCCCUACGCUGCCGCCAUCCUCCAGAAAAUCAUUGGCGAGGCGCUCGAUCCCGAGUGCUACACGGUUAUUCAGGGUGCCAUCCCCGAGACAACGGCCGUGCUCGAGCAGAAAUGGGACAAGAUCUUCUACACAGGCUCCGAGCACGUGGCUAAGAUUAUUGCAAAGAAGGCAGCAGAGACACUGACUCCGUUGACGCUGGAAUUGGGUGGCCGUAACCCCGCCAUCAUCACCAAGCAUGCAGACCCUAAGCUCGCUGCGAAGCGCCUGCUAUGGGCGAAGACGCUGAACGCGGGACAAGUCUGCGUGAGCCAGAACUGCACCUUCAUCGACCGUGACAUGGUCCCAGCCUUUAUCCAGGAGAUGAAAAACGCCCUGGCCGAGUUCUACCCCCAGGGUGCGCGCAACUCGCCAGACUACGGUCGCAUUGUCAACCUGCGCCAGUUCCAGCGGCUGAAGAAGAUGGUCGAUGCAAGCAACGGCAAGAUUGUCGUUGGCGGGCACAUGGACGAGAGCGAACUGUUCAUCGAGCCUACUGUCAUCCAGGUCGACAGUGUCAACGACAGCCUGCUCACAGACGAGAGUUUCGGUCCCUUGCUGCCCAUCCUCCCUGUCACCGAUCUCGACGAGGCUAUCAAGAUGGCGAACGAAGUCCAUGACACACCCCUCGGCACAUACGCGUUCGGUACCAAAGCAGAGAUGGAGAAGAUCUUGAACCAAACCCGCUCCGGCGGCGCCUCCCUCAACGACGGCUUCUUCCAUGCCUCGAUUCCAACCCUCCCCUUUGGCGGCGUCGGCUCUUCAGGUCAAGGUGCCUACCGCGGCAAGGCUUCCUUCGAUGUGUUUACGCACCGUCGCAGUGUCACUACAACACCCGCGUGGAUCGAGAGCAUGCUGGACAUAAGGUAUCCCCCGUAUACACUCAAGAAGCAAAAGAAGUUUGCGGGCAUGAACGAAAUCAAGCCAAACUUCGAUCGCCAGUGCAGAACAUUGGGUUGGGGAAGUUGGCUCUUGGGAUUGUUGGGUUUGAAGAGUUUAGCUGCUGUAAUAGGUUAG
Molecule: messenger RNA, 1518 nt
Organism: Dothidotthia symphoricarpi CBS 119687
Lineage: Eukaryota; Fungi; Ascomycota; Dothideomycetes; Pleosporales; Dothidotthiaceae
Product: aldehyde dehydrogenase
Exons: 2
Coding region: 1-1518 (505 amino acids)
Biological process (GO): aldehyde metabolic process
Cellular component (GO): cytoplasm
Molecular function (GO): aldehyde dehydrogenase (NAD+) activity
Source: RefSeq, a predicted model, not a curated record